This is a messenger RNA of Cynocephalus volans (Philippine flying lemur), 6043 nucleotides long. RefSeq names its product insulin like growth factor binding protein 5 (gene IGFBP5). The record is from RefSeq and is a predicted model, not a curated record. Gene Ontology annotation, cellular component: extracellular region. The transcript is spliced from 4 exons. Gene Ontology annotation, molecular function: insulin-like growth factor I binding; fibronectin binding; insulin-like growth factor II binding. Gene Ontology annotation, biological process: regulation of insulin-like growth factor receptor signaling pathway. Bases 733 to 1548 code for a protein of 271 amino acids. NCBI's taxonomy places the organism in Eukaryota, Metazoa, Chordata, Mammalia, Dermoptera, Cynocephalidae.
AGAGCUGCAAAGCGCUGUAGGCUUUUUCCUUUUUUUUUUUUUUUUUCUUUUGUUGUUGUUACUUUUAAUUACCCCCUCCUACUUUUGCACCCUUCUCCGGACUUCACGCAGAACCUGCGAAUUUCGAAGAGGUGGUGGCAGAGUGAGAGAAAAGAGGUGUCAGGGGGUUUGGGUUUUUUCUUUUUUCUUUCUUUUUUUUUCAAUUGCAACACUUUCUCCCACCCUCUCGGCUGCAGCCAACUCCUCUUACCUGUUCCGCGGCAGCCGCGCGCCGCUGGCAGCGGAGGGUUAGAAAGAAGAGGGGUGUAUUUUAGAUUUUAAGCAAAAUUUUGAAAGACAAACCCAUCUUUCUCCUCCACCCCCUUCUCCAUAGCCUCUGAGAUCUCGGUGGUGGGUUUUGGGGUGAGCAAUUUUGUGGCUUUUUCACCCUACAAUUCUUACCAGAGCGGACUUGGAGGUUCCUCCGGUCUCCGCUGACUCUGCGUGCACCUGGCGCUACCCGCUGCCCCCGCAACCUGUUGCAAGUCUUUAAUCCUUGCGAUUGGGACUUGCUUGCAGGCACUCCAGUCCUCCAUCUCUCCCUACAUUUUGCAAGUGUCUGGAGGAGGGCACCUGCUCUACCUGCCAGAGAUUUAAAAAAAAAAAAAAUCUCCCUGCUCCCUCUUGGCCCCUUUCUCCCUGCUCUCUCGCUUUCCUGCCCCGCCCCGAGGUAAAAGGGGAGACUCGGAGAAGAUGGUGCUCACCGCGGUCCUCCUGCUGCUCGCCGCCUGUGCGGGGCCGGCCCAGAGCCUGGGCUCCUUCGUGCACUGCGAGCCCUGCGACGAGAAAGCCCUCUCCAUGUGCCCCCCCAGCCCCCUGGGCUGCGAGCUGGUCAAGGAGCCGGGCUGCGGUUGCUGCAUGACUUGCGCCCUGGCCGAGGGGCAGUCGUGCGGCGUCUACACUGAGCGCUGCGCCCAGGGGCUGCGCUGCCUCCCCCGGCAGGACGAGGAGAAGCCGCUGCACGCCCUGCUGCACGGCCGCGGGGUUUGCCUCAACGAAAAGAGCUACCGCGAGCAAGUCAAGAUCGAGAGAGACUCUCGGGAGCAAGAGGAGCCGACCACCUCCGAGAUGGCCGAGGAGACCUACUCACCCAAGGUGUUCCGCCCCAAGCACACCCGCAUCUCUGAGCUGAAGGCCGAGGCAGUGAAGAAAGACCGCAGAAAGAAGCUGACCCAGUCCAAGUUCGUGGGGGGCGCCGAGAACACCGCCCACCCCCGGGUCAUCGCUGCGCCUGAGAUGAGACAGGAAUCUGAGCAGGGCCCCUGCCGCAGACACAUGGAAGCUUCCCUGCAGGAGCUCAAAGCCAGCCCCCGCAUGGUGCCCCGUGCCGUGUACCUGCCCAACUGUGACCGCAAAGGAUUCUACAAGAGAAAGCAGUGCAAGCCUUCCCGUGGCCGCAAGCGUGGCAUCUGCUGGUGCGUGGACAAGUACGGGAUGAAGCUUCCAGGCAUGGAGUACGUCGACGGCGACUUCCAGUGUCACACUUUCGACAGCAGCAACGUUGAGUGAUGCGUCCCCUCCCCAUCCCUCCCUCAUCCUUCCCACCCCAGCCCCAACCAGCCAGCGCCUCCCUCCACCCCAGGACGCCACUCAUUCAUCUCAUAUAGGGGAAAUAUACAUAUAUCUAUAUCCAUUUGAGGAAACUGAGGACCUCGGAAUCUCUAGCAAGGGCUCAGCAUUGAAAAUGGCAACAACAGAGAUGCAAAAAGCUAAGAAGACCCCUUUUUUCAAAUGGUUUUCUUUUUGAGGCAGGUUGAAUGAACAGAGAAAGGAAGAGAAGGGAAGAAAGUGUUUGCGCAGACGAGAGGGAAAGGAGAGCAGAGUUACGGACAGGAAGGGACUCAUGUGAGCAAGAGGGAAAGGACACCAGGACCAGGGCUGGAUCCCCCUUUGCAUCCAGUCCUGGCCUGGGGGUGGACAGAGGUGGGGGCACUAGAGGGCGGGGCCUGAGAGGUGGCAUUGAUGACACCCUUGGAGUUUUCCCAGUUUGGACUGGCCAGGGGGAGAAAAGAAAAGACACGAUGUGCCGGUGCCUGGCCCGGACCGGCCUCCUCCCCCAGCCAGCUGCCCUCGCCCUUCCUCUCCUCUUCCCCUGGCCAGUGUUGCCUCUCCCCAAAACUUAUAAAAACUAAAAUGCAUUCCGUUUCUCUGCAAACAAAACGAAUUUAUAAUUGAGUAAUAUUAAAUAGAUAGGUUUUCCUAAGCAGACACACACACAUUGAAUGUGUGUGCAUAUUUCAGUCCCCAUGCAGACUUCUGGAAAUCAAUAUGCACCCCCAUAUUGGAAAGCCUUGUUCCUCCUGGGUGACUAAAAAAAACAUGUGGUUUUGACCCCUCAUUUCCUUCCAUUUGCAACUAGUGCAGCAGCCUCAGUGGGGGAGGAUAGGCUGAAAAAAAAAAAGUGGGCUUGUAUUUAUCUACAAGGCUCCGUAUAGUCAUAUAUAGGCAUAUAAAUCUAUUAUCUUUUUUUUUUCUUUCUUUCUUCCUUCCUUUUUUCCUAAGGUUUGCAUUAACUUUUCAAAGUAGUUCCUAUGGGGGCAUUGAGGAGCUUGCCCAUUCUGGAAAAACCAGGAAAACCCGUAUUCUCCUAAGACAACCCAUACUGUCAGUUUUGCUGGCUGCUAGGCAGGGGUUUCCCGUGAGCAGCAAGCGCCACUCUGUGGGGCAUAGUGUUGGGUUUUAAUGAUUUCUCACGCGUGUUCUCUGUGCCCACCAAGCCAGGAGGAUACUCACAUGCAGUGGGGUGCACACCAUGCUCCCCAGUACAUCCCAUCUGAGGCUUCAGACCCCCAGGAAGUGACUGUCUUUAGACUCCACACCAAACGAGCCAACAGGUCCAAGUUUGACCCACUGGCUCUGCCCCAGACUUUGCAUUUCCUCUGGAUAGAACCUGUAUCUUGAAAGCCUCUCUCAGUCUCCACACUGGCUCAGCAGGAGAGAGACCGAAAUGAGAGAUGGCAAAGAGGGAGAUGGUGGUGACAAGGCUCACUUGUGGGAACACAGGCCAGAGAGGGCUGGAGGAGCAGGGCCUGACUGUCCCACUGCAGCCUUGGAGCGGAGCAGCAGAGAGUGGGAAGAGCCGAUCGAGCCUUCCUUGGCUUCCCCACCUCAUGAGCCCUCUGGGAUUCAGGAGGGAAGAGAGAGGAAAAUGGGGAACAGGCUGUAAGAUGGAGCUUAAUCGAGGACGUGGAGCCAUGGCAGGCAAUCUUAGGUGGGUUCUAGACUUUAGAAUCUGGAUGAGAACGAGGAUCGGUAGAGACUGGCCCUGCUUUUGAAGGGACAAGACUGUGUGCUCAGAUGGGACACCUUCAGCCAGCAGGAGGGACGGAGGCCAGAGUCUCGUGAGCUGUUGUCUGUUCUGGCAAGUCCGCACUUCCUCCCCGAGGCGGAGGGUGGAAGAAAGGCCCAGGACAGCCAGGGAGUGGAUACUUCAGGGGCGUUGUCAUUUGGCAGCCAGAUUCUGAACCAAGGAAAAUCCCAUUCUCCACUGACUUCCUCAACGAAUGGGCAGCCUUGGAACUGUCCCCUAAAGCUGAAGACAGCCUGCCAGCAAGGGGGCUUGGACACUGGCCAAGGGGCCUCUUUCUUGCUGUGGACACACUCCCUCUGCUCUUUCCUGAUGGCAUGGCACAGGGGGGACCACCUCCAACACCGAACUUGGGGCAACAAAGAGGGACAGCAGAGAAGCAAACAUAUUUCAACUAAGAGAGAACUUACAGCUCUGGAGUAUGGGGUGUCUCCUACUCCCCCGGACAGGACAGUUGGUUGGGGAUGGGAAAGGCGGCCAGUCUCCAUGGGGAUGGCAGCCAUGGGGACUUUGACCUGCCCUGUCAGUGCACCCAUCUCUCUUCACAACUGUCCCCAAGCCCAACUCAGAUUUCUGUACGUCUUAGGCCAGUAUCCUAAACCUUUUCCACGUCACUCUUCUUUCUGCCCUUUCUUUGUUUGGAUCUUGAGCAGUUAUCUAACUGGGAUCUGCCAAGUGGAUACUGGGGCGCCAUUCCCCCUAAGAAAAGACUGAGCCAGGAACUGCAUACUCCCCCCACCCCACCCAGGCCUGGACUUGAUUCUUGGGAGGGGCUCCACCCCCACACCUGCGCUGUUUGCAGACUUUGAACGGACCUCUGCCCCUUACGCUGGCUCUUCACUGUCAGCCAGCCAUAAGGUGGGGGAUCGUGGCCAGGAUAAAGUCCGCCAGACUCUUCAGGCUUCCAGAUUCAUGCCUAUUAACGCAAACCUGUGAGUCUCCACUGCUUGCAGGGGGUGCCUCUGGGCAGCUGGCUACUACCUAGAGGAAGCUGGACCUCCAUGGACAGAUGGAACUAUACUUCCUAAAUGGGAGCUCUGGCUGAGCUCAUGGUGGGGAGACCACAGGAAGGAGUCACUGAAGGAAGGUGGACCCUCUUCCCCUUGACAGGUGGGAGGAAAGGCAGGUUUGGAAUGGCGCGAGCAUGUUAAGUCCUGGGCAGGGUCUCCCUGCCCCAGGCUGGCCUUUGGCUAACUAUCGGCUCACCCAGAGGCCUUAGACUCCGGGUUAUCUGUGGCCCCAGGUUUGAGUGUGGCCCACUCGCCCCACGGAAGGUCAUUUCCCGUCCCCUUUUGACUCAUGCCUCACUCCAGCAGUGGAGAGGACACCUCCAUCUUCCCCCACUGCUACCUGGUCAUUGAGGGAGGCCUAGCCAGGUUUGAUCCCCUUCCCCCAGCCUGCCCUGAUGCCAGGUAAAGCAGGGUACCUGGGAAGGAAAAGACUGGGAAGUUUCUCUGACAGCCAGGCCCAGACAGACAGGCCUGGAGACACGUAGCCCCCACGCGGGGGAGGCAGGUAGACACAGGAGGCCCUGGGAGGCCCUGUGUGGUCACACCUCUCCCUUGUCCCACCUCCUCGGUGCCGCUCUGUGGUCUCCACGGCAACCCCGCAGGGACAACCUCCUCUGAGGAGGUGGGCCUCAGCCACCGCCCUCCCACUCCCACCACCACUUUGCUCGGUAGCGACAGCGCUGCCAUGGCAACCACCAAGCCCCCCUCGAGGUGGAGCAGGACCCCCUUUCCAUCCAUCAACUCAGAACCCCCUAGAAUGGGAGCUUCAGAGAGGAGUGGGCCAAGGAGAAGAGACUCUCUAGUCUCCAAGAGGAAUUUUUUGGCUUCCAAGAAAAAGGAGGCUGAGUUUUAAAAAGCGUUGGGACAAGGGAAUGGGGGUUUUCCCAACCAGCAACCUGAGUGUUGUACUGUCUUUGUUUUUAAAACCACUAAAGUGCAAGAAUUAUUUUGUGCCGUUUCUCCACUUUCUUUUUUCUUUUAGGGUUUAGUUUCUUUUUUAAAAUCAUACUUUCGUGGUUUUCUAAUGGAGUAUAUAGUUUAGCCAUUUCACAGACUCUGCCAUUUGGAUGGGGAGAGGGCAAGUGAAGAGGAUCACAGGAAAGGGGCCCCCGCCACCAUGCGCCCACUCAGCCCCCUUCUCUGUCCCUGGUCACCAGCCUGAGUCCCAUCUCCACCACCGUCCAUCCCACAGUAGCCCUCACGGAUAGCACAGUUGUCAGACAAGAUUCCCUCAGAUUCCGAGUUGCCUACCGGUUGUUUGGUUUUUUUGUGUUUUUAAAGACAGCAAUAACCACAGCACAUAUUCCUGUAGUUCUUUAUAGUUUUACGUGCAUACAUACCGUAGCUCUAUUCUCUACUCUUUUGUGUUUUAACUUUUAAAAAUAAAUAAGUGCUCAUAAUCUUUACUGGUAAAAAGGAUGGUAAAAUAAACCAACAAAACCAGUGUGUGGGGAAAAAAAAAAAAAGCAGAAAAAAAACUAUCACCUGAAUGCGGAAGAGCUUGGCUCCUGUUUAGCAUUUUGUACUUAAGAAAAUAAACAAACAAACAAAAACAGAGGAUCUCACGUUUUAUUAAAAAGUGAGGAUUGCUGUACACUAUUUAUUCAUCGUAUAAUUUAUGUUACUCCUUGAUCUUUGUCUUUUGUCAUGACAAAGCAUUUAUUUAAUAAAGUUAUGCAUUCAGUUA